UUAUCCCUUGGCUCCAAAUUGUGUAGAUCGUUCUCUUAUUCUCGUAGUAUCAAAUUGGAAAGUUUAUAGCCAGCGUGGGACUGUUGGAACAAAGCUCUCUGAAAAAUGUCUUGUUACAAGAUACAAGUGGCGGAAAUGACUCUUUUAGAGAAGGGAGAUUAAAGACAUUUGACAUGCACAGAAGCUGUUCACGUGUUUUUCUCUGUGCGCAAUUUGAUUGGUUAAUCGCUCGUGGUCGAGUGGCUGUAAGCCACUUUUAUCUGUGCCAAAUGCCUUUAAGCGUAACGAAUAUUUCAAGCCUUUUCUUUUUCAAAUUCUCAAAAAAAUUCUGAAUUAUUAGUGACCAAUGAUAUUGUUGGUGACACCAUAGUACGCAAGCGAGACAGAGACCGAGGAAGCCUCGUUAUGAAGUGCAUGUGGUCUCUCUAGCAAAGCGGUAUAUAUGGCCUACUUUCACGCUGUUACAUAAUGUUGCGUGACAGCAAUUGUAACGAAGGUUCUUGAUAUAACAGAGUUCAAAAUUUACGAGAAAUGAGAAUCCAUCAUAUUGAAUUUUUGUGUAAGGACUUGAAACUGCAAGUUCAAAGGUUUUGUUUAUUGUAUGGAUUCCGAGUCUAUGGAAGAUGGAAAGACGUUAUCUUUCAGCAGAAAGAGAAGGUAGUUUUGAAGAAAGAUCGAAUCUAUUUUGUUUUGCACGAAGAUGCGAAAGCUGAAUGUGAUUAUGUUGAUAAUAUUGCUCUUGAGACUCAGAAUGUUAGUGGAUUGUGUGGAUUGAUACCGAAGGAAAACAUUUUAGUGAAACCGGGGCCAGUCGAUUGCAUCAUAACUUCACAGUAUGAGAAACAGAGUUCAAUUGAAGGAGCUGUUAUUCGUUCGCCUGUAGGACGUGUAAAACACACUUUAGUCGAUAAAUCAAAUUAUAGAGGUCUUUUCUUGCCAAAUUUUACCCUUUAUCAGUAUUCAGAGGAAGAUAAUUUAUUUCAAGAGAACAAACCUUGCGAAAUUAUUGAUGGGGCGGUUUUGCCUAGCCAUGAAGUCGUUGAUUUAAAGAGCUGCUCUAAUGACACACUUAUGCUUGAUCACAUAACAUUUGCUGUCAAUAGCGGAACUUCAUUUGAUUUAAUUAAGUGGUAUACUGACUUUUUGCACAUGGAAAGAUGCAAGGUGAACAACAAUGAACAAACUGAUGGAUUCAAAGUUGAAACAUUAAACAGCGAUGGAAAACAGUUAGGAUUACGUCUAACUGCCAUGCAAUAUCACUUUUGUUCGGAAAUAUCUAUGAAAAUUACAUCUCGAGACGGAAAUGGGAUUGAAAACCCCAAAAUUAUUUUUGCUGAGUCUCUACUGGGUCAAGGUCCAAAUCAAGUUGAUACAUUCUUAAAGGAGAAUAGUGGACCUGGAGUUCAGCAUAUUGGAUUACUGUCAGGAAAUAUUUUUUCAGAUGUCAAACAGUGGAUAUCAAAUGGUGUAGAAUUCAUUAAUCCACCUAUCCAUUAUUAUAAUGAAAUAGAUGAAAAAAUAAAAAAGCUAGAUGAAGAAAAUUUAAGACAAUUGUUGGAAGAACAUGGAGUUUUGCUUGAUACUGAAGAAAUAGACGAUAAAACUGAAUUUCCAAAAUAUUUACUUCAAGUUUUCACUAAGCCAGUUUUCCUAAAAGAGACCUUCUUUUUUGAACUGAUCCAGCGACAUGGAGCGUCUGGUUUUGGAGCUGGAAAUAUAUCUGCCCUUUGGCGUGCAGUGGAUGCUUAUCUCAGAGAAGGCAACAAAUUUAAAGAAUAAUAGAUAAUUAUAUUUUCAAAUUGACAAUUUAGCAGAUAAUUUUAUCUUUCUACUGUUGUUUGUUGUGAGCAUGAAUUCUUACAUAUUUCUAUUAGUUGUCUUAUGAUGUAGCAUAUCUGUUAGAUAUCUGUUAAAUAGUUCCAUUUUGCUUCAUCUGCCUUCAGAUUAAAUUGAUUAUUAUUUUAUUGCUUUUUAUACAGGAUCAUCAAAUGAUAACUGGUUUUAUGUAUGUACAGUAAUGACAAAACCUUGUUUAUUCAAAUCAACUAAAUA
Rhopilema esculentum is the source of this 2052-nucleotide messenger RNA. RefSeq names its product 4-hydroxyphenylpyruvate dioxygenase-like protein. The record is from RefSeq and is a predicted model, not a curated record. NCBI's taxonomy places the organism in Eukaryota, Metazoa, Cnidaria, Scyphozoa, Rhizostomeae, Rhizostomatidae. Gene Ontology annotation, biological process: aromatic amino acid metabolic process. Gene Ontology annotation, molecular function: 4-hydroxyphenylpyruvate dioxygenase activity.